Molecule: messenger RNA, 1854 nt
Organism: Aspergillus steynii IBT 23096
Lineage: Eukaryota; Fungi; Ascomycota; Eurotiomycetes; Eurotiales; Aspergillaceae
Product: F-box domain protein
Exons: 2
Coding region: 111-1763 (550 amino acids)
Molecular function (GO): protein binding
Source: RefSeq, a predicted model, not a curated record
GUUCUUUCUUUUGGCCCCGACUCUCCACUCCCUCUCUUUCUUUCUCGUGCGCUAGUUCCAACGCUCCCUCCCUGCCAGCAACCCAACCAACAUCUCCGAUCUCAUGAAUCAUGGGCUUCCUUAGUCGUCUGCGCAAACGAUCCAAGAGCCUCGGCCGUGCGGGGAAGAGCAACGCCGUCAGCUACGACCAUCUCCGCACUCACGAUCCCCUUCCUCGCAUGCCCGUCAACAUCACCGGCGGCGAUCACACCAAGAAACUCCCGCCUCAGGUCCUCGCUCGCAUUUUGAUCCACGUCUGCCCCCAUGCCAACGAUGGCUCCUACGAAACCUCCGAGGAAUCCAUGACCGAGGAUGGCUGCAUGCUGUGUGAUAUGCGCGACCUGGCCCACUGCGCCGUCGUGUGCAAGCGCUGGUUUCUAGAGGCGCGCCGACUGCUAUAUGCUCACGUCCGCAUCGAUCCCGUCCACUACUGCGAACUCGAGCUGGAACUGGCCGCCAAGCGAAAACGCCGCUCGUUCUUCGAUCGCAACGCCGACCCCAUCGACGCCCCCCAGGUCCGCCUCUCGCUCUUCAUGCAGACCGUGCGACAGUCCCAAGGUCUGGGGAACCUGGUGCUCUCCCUGCGCAUGCCCUACAUGACCCGCGAGGCCAACAAGGCCGAGAUCGCCCGCACCAUCUCCGUGCUGCCCAACCUGCGCUACGUCGACCUGCCCGCCGGCAUCUACAGCGACGACCCGUCGUGUCUCGCCCUGAAACAAGAACUCAUGGCCCGCUGCCCGGACAUCCGGCGCAUGGCCUACCGCCACGGCGCCGAGGGCAGCUUCGCCCAGCUCUCGGGCGCCCCGCCGUGGGGGAACCUGGAGAUCCUGGAGCUGCAGCGCCUGCACGUCGAGCCGAACAUCCUGCGGUUCGGACUCGGGUCGUUCCCGCAGCUGCGCGACCUGACGCUGGACGACCUCUCGUGGCUCGACGACGCCUGCUUCGCGCCGUCGCAGGCCCUGCCGCCCUUCCCGGCGGUCGAGCGCCUGACCAUCCGCGACUGCCCCGGCGUGACGGCCGGCGGCAUCGUCGCGUACCUGUCGAUCCCCGUGCACCGCCGGGCGCUGCGGUACCUGACGCUGUCGAACACGGGGGUGGCGCCGUCGACGCUGCACCAGAUCCUGGCGGCGGCGCCGGACCUCGUGGCGCUGUCGGUGGCCCAGUCCGUGACGCGGUCGUUCCCGGCCGAGCAGAUCCCGCCCAUGGCGUCGCGCACGCUCGACACGCUGCACUUCGAGGUCACCUCGGAGGCGGGCCAGUACGGCAUGCCGCCCGUGGCGUCCUCCUACUACUCCUACCUGGUGUCGAGCCUCAUGUCCAACGCGCUGCCGGCCCUGCGCGAGCUCUACGUGCGCGACUCCAACUUCCCCGAGACGCUGCUGCUGGCGCCGCCGCCGCGGCUGUUCGGCGGCGGCGAGAGCGGUCCGCAGCUGGGCGCCGGCGUGCUGACGCAGCCGCUGAACGUCUACAGCAAGGGCCUGGACGAGCUGGAGUGGAACUUCACGCCGUACGAGCCGCCGGCCACCCGGGGACGACGCGACAGCACGACGCGCCCGGUCAGUCUGCACGACGCGCAGCUGAGCCGGACGUGGGGAGGCGAUGCGCGGCGCAGCGUGCUGGUCGGGAACGGAUUCGGAGGCUUCCUGGCGGUGCCGGCGGACGAGCGGCCGCAGAGCAGCGGCGGAUGGAGCAAGCGAGAUAGUCGACAGGAUCUAUGGCGGUAGAUAGUGUGGUGGAGUGGAGUGGGUUGGCAUAAUGAUAUACCCUGGAGCUUAGCCUGCUAGAUGAUUGUAUAGCAUUUGAUUGCCUUUUUCA